Penicillium angulare is the source of this 966-nucleotide messenger RNA. RefSeq lists its product as uncharacterized. The transcript has a single exon. The record is from RefSeq and is a predicted model, not a curated record. Lineage: Eukaryota; Fungi; Ascomycota; Eurotiomycetes; Eurotiales; Aspergillaceae. The coding region runs from base 1 to 966 and encodes 321 amino acids.
AUGGCCAUCUUCGAUACCGACAAGCGCCCGCGAGGCUUGCGCGUCCCUUCUCUGACCGCAAUGAAGAACGGGGCCGCCGCAAGCAAAUCACAGCUCUCAUUCCAUAGCAAGAAAUCGAAUGAAGGCAAAACUCCCGAGAGCGAAGUUGUCCCGGCGCUUCCGUCGGCCGUUCCUGCCCCGCCACCACAGCGAGCACCUCCACCGACCAAGGAGCUCCCACCUCCUCCGAAAGAUCAAGUUCCUCCUCCGCCGCGGGUAUUGACGAAAGUACCAGCACGUCGGGAGGUGGGAAAGAAUGCGUCAUCAACUGCGAAAUCCCCAGCCUCGGCGCAAACCCCGGUGACUUCACCACAAGCGCAAGUUCAACCUGCCUCAUUCUCCGCAUUCCCAGCCCCAACAGCUUCAUAUUUGGCCGCUUCACCCCCAAGAGCUUCACCCCCGGUAGCUUCGCCGCAAACACAAAAGCGAGUACCAUUGCCAUCACCGCCAUCGGAGCCAGCUUCUCCCAAACCCGUUAGACCAACAGAGCGACCUGCUUUUGUUGCGCCGCAGAUACAACAACCUUCGCCGGCACUCACACCACCUGCCGCGCUACCUUCUCCUCCAGAUCGAGACACCGAGUCCCUUACACCCCUCGAAGACUUUAUUCCCACUCCCGAAGAGUCCGCAAGCCCCAUCGAUCCGAUUUUAGGCUCAGGGCAACAAGCAUCUUUUCAGCCGCCUGAUAUGGAGCCCGUCGCUGCGCCCUUGAACAGGGUCCAUUACAAUUGCUUCCAGGAGCACCGAAACAUGCCCGUGGCCCAGAAUGUAUGGUGUCCUCUGCCUUGCCAAACAUGUCACAAAUUUGAUCGUGAAAUUCGACACCGAUGUGUAUUUUGCUGCUUGCGCAUUUGCGAGAGCUGCUACCAAAUGCUGCAAAAAUGUCAACAUCGAUCACUACCGGAACUCAUGGACAAACUUCCUUGA